Messenger RNA from Nelumbo nucifera (sacred lotus), 1133 nucleotides. RefSeq lists its product as uncharacterized. NCBI's taxonomy places the organism in Eukaryota, Viridiplantae, Streptophyta, Magnoliopsida, Proteales, Nelumbonaceae. The record is from RefSeq and is a predicted model, not a curated record.
GAGAGGUGGGGAGUCUGGGGACUGGGGAGCGACGAGGGAACUUUCCUUUUCCUUCUUUUUUCCASAGUCCUAGUGCCAUUAGGAUUAGGAUUCAAAACCUACAUCUCAAUCUUCCCUUCUGUAUUUAUCGGUCUCUAUUGCAUUGCGUUAACAUCCUCCUCCGUCACUCAAAAGUCUUACGGUUCUUGUGGUUGUAUCGGUGCAGAAUAGAAGAGGACGAGAAAAAGUAUGGCGAUGUUGGGGCGCCUGCGUCUGCUUUGCGUUGGAAAUAAUGCAUUAUUGCCUUCGUUCUCGAGUGCCAACACUAAGCAUCAACAACAUCCUGUUAGCAAUUUGGGUUGGUCCGUUAAUUCUAGCAAUCUACAUUACCAUUAUCGUCCCAAGCAGCAAAUCAUCCCGCGAGUUUGUUUGAUGCCGAAUCCUAGCAACCGCGGGGAUGAUGAUAGCCAACAAGUAGAAGUAGGGAAUGAAACCGAUCGUCGUCCUAGUCGUCCACAUCCAGAGGUCUAUCUGAAUCUCGGUUUCUGCACGGAAGACACGGCCUCUGCAAAGGAUGACAUCCCAUCAGAGAUGCUCGAUCAAUGGAUGAGAGAUUCCGCUCAGGAGAUCGUUAGGAAUAUAGACCAGGGUCCUUUCCUGGUUCAUGUCUUCUGCUCUAACAAGGGAAGAGUAUUGACCACCAGGCUGGAGAGAGUCAAGGCAGCCGCUGAUAUGUGGCCCCUCAUUAAGAAGAGAUGGGCCAACGGUGGAGGAGAAAGCUGCUCGGCCCCUGAUGGGAUCAUACUGGUGAAACAACUCGACGAUAACAAUGAAGAAGAAGACAGCGGCAACACAAGCACAAAAACAUGGGGAAUCCUCAUUCAAGGUAGGGGCAAGGAUUGCACUCCGGCGUGUUACAUCCUCAAGACAUGCCGAGUGCUGUCAUCGUCGUCAGUGGGGUUCUGCACUCACUUCUGUCUGGUUAGGGCGAAGUGCUUUGGCGAGACCGCACAAGUACAGCUCCUUAAAUCUUGGUUGCUGCAGCAUAAGCACCAUUGCUGAGUUUCCUCGCUCUAUAUUUUGAUUGGUUCGCUCAGAAAGACGUACAGAGAGAAUUUCAUUUUUUUUAUACAUAUAUCCUAUUUUUUAAAAUU